This is a messenger RNA of Nezara viridula (southern green stink bug), 333 nucleotides long. Lineage: Eukaryota; Metazoa; Arthropoda; Insecta; Hemiptera; Pentatomidae. The record is from the annotation of a GenBank genome assembly.
AUGGAAAGGAGGCAACCUGUGAGGAGGUCAGCGAGAGCGAAAAUACCAAGAAUAGAUAAAGAGUUCAUAAUUGACGAUUCCGAAUCAGGACUUUCUGAGGACAAAGGGGAACCACUGAAACGGACUAAAGGGAAGAAGAUGAGCUACCUUGAGGUUGCCGGUUCCGAUACUGAAGAGGGCGUCAUCGCCAGAAGCAGGAAGUUGAUAAGUGAAGAUGAAGAAGGAUUUGUACCUGAAAAAGAAGAAGUGAGGGAAGAUGAGGAAAAUGAACCUGAGGAAGUUGAGCCUGUAGAAGAAGUCCAAGAAGUUGAAGGAGCUUUAUCAAUUUGUUAA